Molecule: messenger RNA, 1446 nt
Organism: Microsporum canis CBS 113480
Lineage: Eukaryota; Fungi; Ascomycota; Eurotiomycetes; Onygenales; Arthrodermataceae
Exons: 5
Coding region: 1-1446 (481 amino acids)
Molecular function (GO): monooxygenase activity; oxidoreductase activity, acting on paired donors, with incorporation or reduction of molecular oxygen; heme binding
Source: RefSeq, a predicted model, not a curated record
AUGGCACUUGUUCUCGAAUAUAUCCUCCAAAACCAGGGGCUGUCAGCCAUUAUUUUGUCACUGCUGCUCGUCAGCUUGGUGGCGCUCCUUGCUUGUCUUCCCAGACAGCUGCCUUUCCCUGACGGGGCUCCCAAGUUGCUAUCAGAAGGAUAUCCUGUUAUUGGUAUGCUGCGGUUCUUUUCAGAUCGCUACAAUUUUUACACGGACGGCAUUGCUGCGUCCAAUACUGGCAGCUUCAGCUUCUACUUUGGCCAACAUCAGAUCGUCGGUGUCUCAGGUCCUGAAGGCCGGAAGAUGUUCUUUCAGAGCAAGUCAAUGGACCUAAAUGAAGGUUAUACGGCUCUUCUUUCCACUACGCCGUCUGUCAAAGACACUGAUCGUGCCGACUGGUAUUCCCAGGCUCGUGCCAGCAUGAUGGCUAGGGGCAACUUAGACCAGAAUCUCCCAUUCCUGGUUGGCGACGCAAUUACUACGUUCAAGCAGGCUUCUGGGUCUACCGUCACCGAGGGCUUCAUAGACCCAUUUGAUCAGGCCAACUACGCAGUGUAUCAGUCAAUAAUGCGAGUGAUUGGUGCAAACGAAAUUGCCGAUUCCAAGCAUCUUUGUACAAAGACACUCGAUCUAUUCGAGCAGAUCGAGAAGGGAUCCUCCCCGGCACGUAUAAUUUGCCCUUGGUUACCAACUCCGGCAUACCUACGCCGAAUGACGGCAAGCGUGAAGCUGUACACUAUAUUCUCAGAACUGGUACAGGAAAGAAAGAGUAGUGGAAGGGAAAGUACACUUUAUGCUAGCCAGGUGAAUACGCCCAUUUGCGUCGGUUGGUUAUUAGUCUAUCUAGCCUCAAAUUCAUAUUGGUUGCGUCUAGUUCGCAAUGAAACCGACUCUGUGUUGUCCAAGUACCGAAGUUGCAAUGAGACGACGGAGCAAACUCUCGGCAGACUGAACCUCGAGGCCUGGGAAUCCGAAUUUCCCACAAUUGAUCUGUGUUUGCGAGAGUGCAUUAGGCUCCAUGUUUCAGGGUCUGCCUUUCGAAGAAAUAAAAGCAACAUGGAUGUGCCGAUUGGAAAUACUGGAGAGGCGGUACCUAGAGACGCUUAUGUUUUCUAUCUCUUCGACGAGGUUCACUUGAACCCAGAUAUCUACCCCGAUCCAGAUUCAUGGGAUCCUGGCCGGUACCUUACGGAUGCUAGCAAAGAUAAAGAAGUCCCGCUUAGCUAUCUUGGUUGGGGAAAUGGACGCCACCCAUGUUUCGCAACUCAGUUGGCGAAGCUCGAUAUGACUAUAAUUGCGGUAGUUUUUGUUUCGAUGUUCAACUUCAGUCUCUGUGAUGAAUUUAGCAACCCUAUCAAUGAUCCGCCAAUGCCUGACCGAAGCCAUCCUAGUCACCGCAAACCCGAGACUGCCGUCAAGUUGAAAUACACACAUCGGAGAUUCUCAAUUCUUUAA